AUGUCGUCGGGCUUCGUUUCAGCCGGAACCAACGAGCAGCCGAUCGAGCGCGACGAUGAGUGGCUCAAGGCACAGCAAGAAUUGGAGGAGGAGCGGAGACGGAAAGCGGAGAUAGGCAAACAGGAUGAGGGCAAAAGUCUCUUUGAGGUGCUGGAGCGGAACAAAAUGGCCAAACAAGAAGCCUUUGAGGAGAAAUCGCGUCUCCGAAACCAGUUCCGCUCCCUCGAUGAAGACGAAGUCGACUUUUUGGAUUCCGUCAUGGAGUCUACGCGCGCUCAGGAAGCCGCAGUGAAGAAGGACACCGCCGACCAGCUUGAAGCAUUCCGCCGACAGCGCGAAAAGGCAGAAAAGGUGUUACAGGAUUCGCCGUUCGGGGAAGAAGACGAGGAUUGGACCGCACCGCGGAAACGACGGCGCGAGAAGCAAAACUCCCUGUUCCCGAAGAAGCGCAAGGCCUCUGCCACGAACCCCACCGGAAAAGAUACAGAUAAAGAAGGAGAUGACACAAAGACAGACCGGAAAGCAUUCACGUCAAGUCAAGCGACCCCGGCUUCCAAGCCCACUGGCGCGACGACACAGCCCACGGCAGCUGCUGAGCAAAAGCCAGUCGCUAAUCCUGGGCAGAAACCUUUGGUCUCACUUGGUCUAGGAGACUACGGCUCUGACUCGGAUUGA
Molecule: messenger RNA, 675 nt
Organism: Penicillium brevicompactum
Lineage: Eukaryota; Fungi; Ascomycota; Eurotiomycetes; Eurotiales; Aspergillaceae
Product: PSME3-interacting protein
Exons: 2
Coding region: 1-675 (224 amino acids)
Cellular component (GO): nucleus
Source: RefSeq, a predicted model, not a curated record